Molecule: messenger RNA, 1470 nt
Organism: Trypanosoma grayi
Lineage: Eukaryota; Euglenozoa; Kinetoplastea; Trypanosomatida; Trypanosomatidae
Product: putative short chain dehydrogenase/reductase
Exons: 1
Coding region: 1-1470 (489 amino acids)
Source: RefSeq, a predicted model, not a curated record
AUGUUGCGCCAUACUCCUCUUGGCGGCGGUCUUGCCCGUGCUGUGUUGGGCUUAGCAAUGCCUGUGCGCUGCAGGGCGUAUCUCUUAACGCCCGUACGCCACCAGAGCUCAGCAACAGAAUCUAAGGCAGCAGCAUCGACAAAGCAUUCACACCAGCCAAAGAAAAAUGCCAUCCAUGCCAUGAGCACAAACACGGCGGAUGCCUCCGCGUACGUCGGUGGCGAUGACUUUCCAGAUUACUCCUCGAUGCGGCACAUGGGGUACAUGCUGCUGCACAGCCGUCGUGUGUGGGUGCCGGCGUUUAUGGUUGCAACUUACUACGCCGUUGCGCCGCUCCUCCUAACGUCCUGGAUUGCGCAAGGCUUCUACUGGAGUGUGGCUGUGCUGCUGCAGCGACUCAACGUCCGGGGACGCAUGAACACUGUUCGCAAAGAUCUCCACGGUUCCACCUGCGUGGUGACAGGCGGUACCAGCGGAAUUGGUCUGUACACGGCGAUGCAGCUGCUCGAUAUGGGGGCACAUGUUGUCGUCACGGCGCGACCGGGGCGCGAGGAAGCAACGCGGGCGUACAUGAUGGCGCACUGCGAGUGCGCGCGCGGCCCCGACGCGACGGCGCUGCAGGAGCGGCUGACGUUCGUCCCGCUGGACCUGUCGGAUCAGCUCGACGUGAUGGCGUGUGCUGCACGUAUCAAGGGGAAGUUCCAUGACCGCAUCGACCUUCUGGUGAACUGCGGCGGCAUCUGGCGGGAGGAACCGGGCUUGACGAAGCAGGGCUUUGAGGAGCACAUUGGCGUCAACUUCCUCGGUCCCUUCCACCUGACGGAGGCGCUGCUGCCGUCGCUGCGCCGGUCGAAGCGCGGCGGCCGCGUCGUGUAUGUGACGUGCGCGUCACACAACGGCGUGCACCGCGCAAACGUCGUGAAGGAGCGCAUGCUGCUGCAGCCGACAUUUGAGGAGCCGCAGGUGACGGCGCGCUGCUACAGUGCCUCCAAGCUGGGUAACGUGUACCACGCGCAGUCUAUCGCCGAGCGCCGCUACGAGGGCGUCCCGCUCAACACGCCGUCGGAGCUGCGGCCGGUGGACGUCUGCAUCGCCGACCCCGGGUUCUGCGCGACAAAUCUCACGUACCGCGAGGCGCCACCGCUGCUCGGCAUGAGCAUUCUCGCCCGCACGCUGCGCUCACUGUGGAUCAAGGACGGCUACGAGGGCAGCCAGACGGUGGUGAACUGCUGCGUGCGCGAAGACGUGGAGAAUGGUGGCUACUACGCGGAGUGCAUGUUGAUGCCGGGUGGGCUCAGUCGCCGCGCGCACGACCCAAAGAGCCGCAAUGAAGUGGUGCAGUGGGCAAUGGCGAAGACGAUUGCGAAGUACUACACAACGAGGUCAACGGCGGGAGGAGGAAAUGAUGUGAAUACCGCCGCCACUGCUGCGAGGGAGGGGAGCAAAAGCAGCAGUAAGGCGGGUCAGUGA